This is a messenger RNA of Daldinia caldariorum, 650 nucleotides long. RefSeq lists its product as uncharacterized. The transcript has 3 exons. The record is from RefSeq and is a predicted model, not a curated record. Bases 81 to 557 code for a protein of 158 amino acids. Lineage: Eukaryota; Fungi; Ascomycota; Sordariomycetes; Xylariales; Hypoxylaceae.
UUCUUGAGCUGUGGAAACAAACGCCGCUACGCACAUACCAUUCAUUACCAUAACUAUUACCAUACGAACAAAAAAAAUCAAUGCUGUUAUUGCUGCUACUCCUGCUGCCCCUCUCCUCAUACCCGGCCGAUCUACCAUCAUCACGCGUUUUACCCUACGUGGCACGGAUCCGACCAGGCUCGUUACAGCUAGCCGGGAGGGACUUAAGAUCAGCCACGUCUACCUCAUGCCUCAUGCCUCAUCCCUUCCCUUCUUACCUACUUGGGUUCUCGUCCCCGCUUCUCGAGAUACAUACACUACACUACCUAGGUAGAUCGCCCAAGUUAGGCACCGAGACAGAAAAGCCAGAGCCAGGUUUGGAAUAUCAUGUAGCCAUUGCAUUGGCGUUGCUGCUACAGCCUCUCGAACCAGCUUGGAAAGCCCGCCUGUUCAUCAUCCCUCUCCCGGUGGCGAAUCUCCUUCUCCUUCUUUCUGCAUGGCGGCAACUGGGACCGCACCGCCGGUUGUAUGUUGUUGUUAUGCGCCUUGCCAACCCCAGCUGGCUAGGCUUCCGAUAGGUCGCGCCAGCUAAUCGCCUAGUCCGUACAGCUAGGUACAGAAAGAGAGCAGCAAAGCAGCAGCCGCAAAGUAAAUAUGCCAGGUAAAAAAAU